Moneuplotes crassus is the source of this 3778-nucleotide messenger RNA. The record is from the annotation of a GenBank genome assembly. Lineage: Eukaryota; Ciliophora; Spirotrichea; Euplotida; Euplotidae.
AAUAUGGCCAAGCCGACACACAUCCUUGACUUCUCAGAGUACCUCUUUCAAGAGGUCAUGGACCUCUUCAAUGUAAAGCUUGAUGAGAAGCCAGUCGAUCCUCGACUGGCCAACAGGCAGAAAAGCAAGAAGUUUGUGACUCUUCCCCAGCUGCACAAGUUCUUGAGAGAGAGGCUCGAUAUGACCUCGGAAAAGGUCAGCGAACUCAUUGAGAAGAUCGAUAACAGGAAUAAAGAGAAGAUCACAUGGACUGAGUUCCUCCUCUUCGUCAAUAAAGAAGCUGAAAAACGUGAAGUCAUCAAUGAUGCUAGUAUUUAUGGCUGCGGCACAAAGAGGUUCAUAGAGAAGCCCCGCAAGCGGGCUUUCGCUAAUGGCCAGCCUAUUAAUUAUGGCAUAGACUUCUUUCUUAAGAUGGAGCUGAAUUAUAACACGAUAUACCUCAUGAUCUUUGAGAAUUACACAGUUGGUCUUUUCAACACAACGACGAAGAAUUAUGAUGAGUUUCUUAGAAUGAAAUUCCCAUCAGAUUAUUCAAAACCAAGGCAUCCCCCAGAACUCGAAGAAGAAGAGCAAGCUGAUCCUUUCAGAGAUUCUAGAAACCAAGGAAAUGACAGCCUUUACGCUUCAAUGAAGAAAACAAAAGUGAGAGGCAAGAGGCCUUCAACUAGAGGACCAAUCAACAGAAGAACUUCUAAAUCUAUUAAAGGUAUUGAAACUAAGAACAGCAGGAAGUAUAAAUUUGAGGAUAGUAGCACAACUCUUAACAAAUUUAAUAAAGCUGGCAGGCCUGCUCACAAACUCACGAGUAAGGUCUCCAUCAGGACUUCUGAUAAAAGUUUUGAAAUGUCCCGUGUAGAAGAGAAAUCAGUUGCUAGCAGAGAGUAUCCUCUGUCUAAGAAAUACACAACUGUUUCUAAAAGAGACCAAUUUGACAAAUUUGAAAGGGAGUCUGUUCAAGCCACAAAACCUAAAAUCAGGAAGAACAAUGCUAAUACGAGGAUUUAUGGCAUUCUUGGUAUUGAAAGGCUAAAUCCUGACGAUAAUAUCCUUAUGAGAGGCAAUAUUAAUUCUAAGAAAGAGAAUUCAUUAAGCAUCGCAACAACAAAAAUCUCCAAGACUAAGAUGAAAGAAGCCAAGCAGAAGUUUAUCAACGACAUGAGCAUCAUGGAUUCGAAAAUCUCAGAAAAUGAAAAGAAACUCCAGAGAAUCAGAGAGGCUAAGGGAGGUUAUGGCUCUAACAGGAAAUCAAAGAAGUCGAUUGUAGAAGAAUAUGACCCAUAUAAGUUCAAUAUACAUCACAGAAUUCAAAAUUUUAGACACAGGAUGGACGAUACCUCAUACUCGAUCUUUAAGCUAAAAGAUGAAAUUACCCAUAUUUCUAGCGUGGGAGAUCCCUGGACUUUGUAUGGCAGGGGUAAAAGGACUGGCACAGCUUCAAUAAGAAGAAGGCCAAGAGAGGAUAGUCUCAAAAUUCUUGAUCCUCAAGCAUAUAAAUAAGAAUUUCAAGAACAACCUCAGAGCUAAAGCCGAGCUUAAGAAACAGGAAAAAAUAGCUAGGCAGACUAAGAAGAUUUUCGUCAGCUUCGCCUGCUUUGAUAAGGAAACCAAGAAGCUAUGCUUAGCGCUUGUCGAUUGAGAAAUCAGGAUCUACAAUGUCAAAGAAAAUGGAAAGAGGAUCAAACUUGAGGAGAAGCCUCUCAGCUUUAGAUCAAAAGACAUCGUCACUUAUAUGGAAAUCACAAAAUUUGUAGUCAAUGAUAGGCAGAUUUUGAUACUUGGAACAGAUGUUGGAACUGUAGAAAUCUACUACCUUGAUGAAACUACUGGACCUUUGGACAAGAACCAGCAAAAGUUACUAAAAAUUAAAGAUUUAGAGGGUAUCCAGCCCGCUAAGAGAAGAGAUAUUCGAUUAGAGAGCACUCUCAUGAAAGAUUUCGACAUUGAUAAAGGCAAAGAUCUACAAAUUAUUAAGCUUAAAUAUGCUAGAGAUGUUGGGCUUAUUGUGUGUGCCUUGAACGAUACAAAGGCAAAAGGAAUUCUGAACUUCUUUGAUUCAGUAGACUUUAAGAAAACAUGUAAUUAUGAAGAUGAUAUUAUAAAUGCUAAUCAGGAUAAGUUCAGAAUCAACAUUACCUCAAUGGACUAUUCUGAGAGUCAUAAUCUCAUAGCUAUAGGUGGAAGUGAAGGGAAUAUUAUAAUUAUUGAUUGAGCUGCUCUGAAGGUAGUCAACACCUCUCAUUCCCAUUCUCAUUCAGCAGAAAUAAUCCAAAUAUUUUUCUAUGAUUCUGAGCAUCAGGUCAUCAGUAUUGCUAAGAAUGGUGUAAUAUUAGUCUGGGAUGUCAACGAAAUGAAAGUCCUUCAAAGUUUCAAGGACGAAAAUGGGUUCAGAUAUAGUAUGUUUGAUCCAUCAGGAAAGGGGACUCUUUUUACAACCAACCAAUACAUCCGACAAUACCAGUCUAAAGUUGACCCGGAGAUAGAGCUUAAAGCUUUACAGGUCAAAACUUUGUCGAAGGAUUAUACAAAUCACAAGACUUUGUUAAAGAAAUUAACGAAAAAGAAGUCUGUAUUAGAUAAGAGUUCCCAAUUGAAAGAAGUUAAGAACUCAAAUGUACUUGUAACAGAAGACUCUUCCCUUGUAUUUGUGGGAUUCCUAGACACUCAUGAAAUAAUUCUUAGUGUUGACACUAAGAACUUAGUACGACUCUGGAACAUUACAACUGGGGAGUCAGAGUCCUCGUACAAUGUUGAGAUCUCAGGCCAGGCCACCGCUGUCAGUAUUGAUGAGAAAAAUGGCUUAAUUGCUAUUGGAAAUGAUAAAGGAGAAGUCAAAAUAUGAAAUGUCUUCAGUGGCGGUCUUCUUUAUGACCUUCCAGAAGGCCCAUCUGAAAUUACUGAACUUAAAUUCGUGAAUGCUAUAACAGAUAUCAGUCUGGUAGGGACUUGAUGGAACGGGAAGGUCAUGAUGUGGACUCAGCCUAAUGAAGAAAGAAACUACCAGAUUGACGGUAUCUGUUCCAUAGGCCACAGAGAAGAUAUCAUAUGCAUUGAUAGUGAUGAAAAGUAUAUAGCUACAGGUGGAGCUGACGGCCUUGUCUCAGUAUGGAGCAUUCUAUCAGGAAUGCUAAUCCAUUCCUUCCCAGUUCCGACAAGAGAUUUUAAGCGUCCCAAAACUGUAUCUAAUAACGUUGUUGCUGUGAAGUUGGUGAAGAACCAAUCUAACAUCUUGUAUGUAUGCCAUGAAACUGGAGACAUCCACUGAGUAGAUGCUUCGAAUGGAAAUGAGAAUAAAUAUUUUGCAGCCAGAGCCACUAUAAAUUCAAAUUGGGAUAUUGAUAAAGCAAAAGAAAGAAUGCUCGUUGUUGGCGACACAGGAAAGGCAAGCCUCUUUAUGGUAAAUGAUAAGAAUCAAAAAUGGACUGAGAUUAAAAAAUGGAACAUCCAUAAUAUUAUGACUUAUGACAACAAUUAUGUUUGUACAGUAAAGGCAUCUCAUUCGAAUAAUCUUUUCAUAACAGCUACUAUCCAAGGAAACGUAAAGAUUUGGUCGAUUGAUGGAGAUUAUUUAGCUGAUUUGAAUCAGCAAAGUUGGCCAGGAGACCUGACACAAAUAGCAAAUAGUUACUUUGAUCAAAGCCCAAUAAAGGGAGGAGCCAAAAACAUUGUCUCCUUUGACCUUGCAGAUAAGAUUAUUUACAGUGACUCUCAGAAUGAAGAGAGUUCAGAAUCUUUUUCACUAUCCCCAACUAAAAUUUAGAGUUAUCAAGAUUAGAUUUUA